AUGGGCAUGACGCAGGCGCAUACGUCUCUGGACGUUAUUAUUGUUGGAGCCGGAAUCGGAGGCAUAGCCGCUGCCCUCGCCCUUGGCCUAAGAGGCCAUCGUGUAACGAUCCUUGAAGCUGCUCCAAAGCUUUUGGAGGUGGGAGCUGGGAUUCAAGUAUCGCCGAACAUGUUACGCCUCUUCGAAAGAUGGGGCGUCUCGGACUUGAUACACACACAAGAUGUUGCGCUCGAGCAUAUUCACAUCCGUAGAUGGCAAGACGGGAGUCUUCUCGGGACCAUGCCCGUGAACAAGACUUUCGGGCAGCAAGUAGUCAUCCACCGCGCAGAUUUACAUAACGCUUUAAUCGACAGAGCUCUGGCUUUACCGAAUGUGGAUUUGCAUGUCAACUCAACAGUGACAGACGUCAGUUUCUCUCCCGCGAGUGUCUCCCUGGCGAAUGGAACUGUGAUCGGUGGUGACAUUGUCCUCGGAGCCGACGGCAUCAAGUCCACAAUACGAGGACAUCUACUGGGAGACUCGACACUAAAAGCCAUCCCGACCGGGGAUGCCGCAUAUCGAAUAGUCCUCCCUCGGAGUGCAAUGGAAAAGGACCCAGAGCUCAGAGCGCUCAUCGACGAACCGCAGGCGACCCGGUGGCUAGGACCUGAGCGCCACAUCGUGGCCUACCCGGUCCGAAAACACGAACUAUACAACAUGGUCCUAUUACAUCCGGAUCGGGGAGGAUCCGAGGAGUCAUGGACCACAAAGGGAUCGAAGGAGGCCAUGGUGGAGAACUACAAAGGAUGGGACCAGCGCAUUACAAAGCUGAUCGACCUUGUGGACGAAAAGGAGGUUCUGGAAUGGAAGUUAUAUCUUCACCGACCCCUUGAGACGUGGAUCCGGGGAUCAGUGGCAUUACUCGGUGACGCAUGUCACCCGAUGCUGUCCAAGCCCGGGAUUCUCUUAUCGAAGAUUCGCUCUCCCCACGAGGUUGGCAGUGCGUUGCAGAUAUAUGAGAAGUUGCGGAAGCCACGCGCGGAGAUCGUUCAACAAUCUGGGACCGAGAACCGAAUUGUCCUGCAUUUGCCCGACGGACCCGAGCAACGUGUGCGCGACAAGCAGUUCCAGACGUCUACGGCUGGCUCGAAUCCAGAUAAAUGGGCUGAUCGGGAGACUCAAGAGUUUCUGUGGGCCUGGGAUGCGGAGAAGGCUGCGCUGGAGGCUUGGAAUGAACUGAUCCAGGGAGAACUGUCCAGGAGACCGUAUGCAAACUCCGUGGUCUACGAAGCAGCGGUCGAAAGUCGCCUUCCGAACUUCAACUUGAAGCCGUCUUGA
Molecule: messenger RNA, 1317 nt
Organism: Penicillium chermesinum
Lineage: Eukaryota; Fungi; Ascomycota; Eurotiomycetes; Eurotiales; Aspergillaceae
Product: putative salicylate hydroxylase
Exons: 8
Coding region: 1-1317 (438 amino acids)
Biological process (GO): secondary metabolite biosynthetic process
Molecular function (GO): FAD binding; monooxygenase activity
Source: RefSeq, a predicted model, not a curated record